GGCGCGUGGAGAGCGCGCGAGAGGGGCGGCAGGGAGAGGGGCGAGGGGCGCAGACACCCUCCACCGAGCCAUGGAUGAUCAAAGGCUUUUAAGACUGAUUUAAAUCAAAAGUCAACUUUAGGAACAACAUGCAACAGAAGACACCAUUUUCCUUUCCAACUUAGACCUAUGUGUUUCAGUUUCCAUGAAGUUGCCAAUCGAAGAAGUUUCGGAAUCAAGAGAAGUACUACCUGUCAACUGUUGGAUUAAUGCCUGAACCAGGAUUCUGGAAUCAUCCUACAAGAGUCGUAUACGUUUACACGCGUACUGUGACAUUGUAUGGUGGAAAAUAUGAAUAUUUCAAUAAGAAUAUGGAUUCAUGAACGUAUUUAUAAACAUUUUGGGACAACAUUAGACGAAGAGGAGUAAAGGUGAUAACAGUAUCAAUUUCGUCUCCCGACUUCUUUGAGGGCAAUUGAUUUAUUAGUAUCAAGUGAUUUGAGCUGAAGUCCACUUCGAGUAGUAGAAACAUGAGUGGGGGCAGGUUUGAGUUUGAUGAUGGUGGGGCAUACUGUGGAGGUUGGGAGGGAGGCAAAGCGCACGGCCAUGGAAUCUGCACAGGACCUAAGGGGCAAGGGGAAUUCUCAGGCUCCUGGAAUUACGGAUUUGAGGUGGUCGGGAUCUACACCUGGCCGAGCGGAAACACGUUCGAGGGCUACUGGUCUCAAGGAAAGCGCCACGGCUUGGGCAUAGAGACAAAAGGACACUGGGUAUACAAGGGCGAGUGGACUCACGGCUUCAAAGGAAGGUAUGGCACGCGCCUCAGCCAGGGAAGUGGCGCCAAGUACGAAGGCACAUGGAAUAAUGGACUUCAGGAAGGAUAUGGAACGGAGACUUACGCAGAUGGAGGCACAUUUCAGGGACAGUUCAUGGGCGGCAUGCGUCACGGUUACGGCGUGCGUCAGAGCGUCCCGUACGGCAUGGCCGCCGUGGUCAAGUCUCCGCUGCGCACGUCGCUCACCUCCCUGCGCAGCGAGCACAGCAACGGCACGCUGCUGCAGCAGGACCUGCCGGUCAUCACCACCACCAACGCCUCGGGCCAGGAGACGCUGGUCACUCCGUCCACGCCGGGGCCGUCGCGCGGCGGCUUCGCGCUCUCGCUGCAGUUCGACCCCAGCGCCGUGCCGCCCAAGAAGAAGGGCCUGUUCCGCCGCGGCUCGCUGCUGGGCAAGCUGAAGAAGUCCGAGUCGCGCACCUCGCUGUCCAGCAACAAGAGCAAGAUCAGCUUCCUGGGCCGCAGCGAGUCGGCCAUGAGCUCGGCCAGCGACGCCAACUCCACGGUCAGCCUGGGCGACAGCGAGCCGGAGGGCGAGGGCGGCGACUUCCCCCCGCUGGAGGCCGACAUCGACGCCACCACCACCGAGGUGUACAUGGGCGAGUGGAAGAACGACAAGCGCUCGGGCUACGGCAUCAGCGAGCGCUCCAGCGGCCUCAAAUAUGAGGGCGAGUGGCUCAACAACCAGCGCCACGGCUACGGCAGCACCACCUUCGCCGAGGGCGGCAAGGAGGAGGGCAAGUACGUCAACAACAUGCUGGUCAAGGCGGUCAAGAAGCGCGUCAUCCAGCUCAAGGGCACCAAGAUCAAGCAGAAGGUGGAGCGCAGCGUGGAGGGGGCGCAGAGGGCCGCCGCCAUCGGCAAGCAGAAGGCCGAGAUCGCCGCCUCCAGGACCAACCAUGCGAAGUCCAAGGGUGAGGCCGCCGACCAGUCUGCUCAGGCCGCCAACCAGGAGUCCAGCAUCGCCAGGGUGGUUGCCAGGGAACUGUCCCCAUCCUUCUACCAGCCAGGUCCGGAGUACCUAAAGAAGCGUGCGCUGCAGGAGAUCGCCGAGAGGAACGAGCAUGCUGACCCCAUGUUGCACGAGCCGCUCGGACAGGAGUCCCCGCCCACCCCGCCGGAGAGCCCGUUGGACGGCCUGCGGCCGGCCUCAGCCCCUGUCCGCACCCGCACCCCGUCCCCCUGCCCAGCGGAGCUGGCGGCCGCCCGCGAGGACCCCAACCUGCUGGGGCCCAGCGCCUGGAACGGCGAGAAGGCCAAAGCAGCGUCCGGCAGCCGCGGGAGCAGCAGGCAGGGCAGCCGGCCCACCACCCCCGUGGCGCCCCCUGCAGCGGCGGAGGAGCGUCCAGCCAGCAGCCAGGGUCCCUCGCGCACCCCCAGUCGCCAGAGCAACAAGGCGGAACAGGGCUCGGACAUGGAGAUCCAGCCCCUGCAGAAGAUGGCCGCCGGGGCCAAAGCGGCGGAAUCCGCUCCCGCUGCUGCUGUUGCUGCGGCUGCCGCUCCGGCACCUACACCGUCUCCGGUCCCCGCGCCCUCCCCUGCUCCAGCUGCUGCCCCGACUCCAUCGCCCACACCGCACGCCGCUAAGGCCCCCACACCGUCACGCUCCCCCGUCCCACCCGCCCCACCCACAGAGGAGGAGGAGGAGGAGGAAGAGGCUCCAGCCCCUGGACCGUCCUCCCGGCCCGCCUCCAAAGUCUCCCUCAAAGCGCCCACGCCGGAGCCCCGUCCGCCCUCGUCGGACCUCAGGCCGCGGGCGCCGUCCGUCGCCGAGAGCAGGCCCUCGCCCAAGCCCUCUCCGAGACGCGAGCGCAGCCCCGCGCCCAAAGCCGAGCCCGAGCCCAAAGCGGUGGCCCCCCGCGCCGCGGCCAAGGCUCCUGCCAAGCCCGAGCCCAAGGCGGAGGUCCGACAGAAGGUUGUGAUCAAGACGCCCAGCGAGACGAGGGAGCUCCUACUGCAGGAUGAAGGCCCGAAUACAAUAAUGAUAUGUAUGGUCAUCCUGCUGAAUAUCGGACUAGCCAUACUGUUCGUACACAUCCUUUCCUGAAGCCUUGCAAACCCAGAUUCUCCACCCGUGUGGUGCUUGAGAAGCAGGAGGAGCAUGGCCUCUGUCUUUACGCUGGACCAUUGUGAACAUAGACUCUUCCCUGACGCUCAGGUGGGCUGCUGCCCAGGGAUGACGGCCGAUCCGCUGGAGCAGUCCACUCUGAGCUCCGCCUGAAAGUGGACGAUGCCACCGAUGUCGUCUUCUGCCACUCACGGGCAAGACCUAUACAGACAGACAGACAGACAGACAUACAAGAUAGCUGCUUGGCCCGCCAGCCACCAAGAGCAGUUAUUCCCCCCCACCCACACCCACACCCCACCCCCACCCAACGAGGACGUUCGUCUCCCUCGCUGUUCUGCUCUCGCGUGGAGAGAGGAUGUGGCCUUAUUUGUGAGAGGAUGCAGUAAGCAGCAGGGAGUUGGGAAAGCCGUGUUGUUGGUCUGGAUGAGAUGCUGGCUGUAAGGGGGUUUCGGUAAAGCGCUCUUAGAGUGGAUCAAAUGGAGAUCUAGGAUCUACUUCAUGAUACAGAAAAUGGAGCUCUUUACAGAAUACCUAUACCUGAGAUUCAUCAAGAUGUUUUGAUGGUUGUCUGAUUUUCUUUGUGUUAGAAUUGAGAAGUAGUCUAAUGAAAAUUCAUGAAAUUAAACAAAAUUAUGUUAUAAAACCUAAACAAAGAUGCCAAAUACAUCAAAGAAAAAGAAUAGUAUUCUCUAUUGAUAUAUUAUUUAUGUCACUGGAUUGUUUCUGUUUUCAAGUAAUAUCCAAACAUUAUCUAUCUGUAACUGUACAUGUCCUGAGCAAAAUGUCUUAAAGAGUUUGCUAAUUUCACUGGUAGGCUGCUCAGAGUGUCACACCUGUGAUGAUUUGAUCUGAUCUUUGCACGUUGCAUUUUAGCGGCAGGAAAGAGUAAAAUCGCUUAUUCUUUCACGGUGGCAGAAAUCACUUUUUACCAUGAAUUCAGUUGGUCAUGACGGAAUGCUGUAGUAUUUAUGAAAUGUACUGAUUUGUAACGUGACUUGCUUGCACUUGUCUGACUGUGAGCCGAAGUUCCAUACGAGGGAUGCUUGACAGAGCAAAUGGCGGAGAAGAGAGGAGGGCAAAACCUGGCACUGUGUCAUUUGAGAUCAUGUGAAAGGGCUGUUUGAGUUGGUGCCAUGGAAUGUGUGUCUGCUGGUUGUAUUUGAACACAGCACUGCAACUGUACUGUAGGUGUCUGUGGUUGGGAAGAAGAAUCAGAUUUAAUCUCACUGUUCUGUAGAUAGUUUUUAAAAAUGUCUCGUUUUUUUGGGGUGGUUAAUUAAUCAUGAAAAUUGACUGAGAAAAAAAAAGAAAAUUGAAAAAAGACUAGAAUAUUUAAGAGAUAUGAAUUCAUUUGUUGGAGGCUGUUAUGUUUUUUUUUUUUUUUUUUUUUUUUGCUCAUUUGGUCAUUUUGCAUCUAAAAAUAUGUGAUUGUUAGAAACAUCUACGAUAGCUUGUGGAAUCCAUUAACGUACUGUCCCAUAUUUCAAAUGUGUGCAUGCUGUUCUGAAGGAGUGUUUUCGUACCCUUUUCACAACGAUGCAAACAGGGUCAGAAGUUUGACUUUAGCCGAACUCAAUCAGCCAAUAAAUCUCUGUGACUUUAUGCAGCGUGUCUCUGUAGUUCCACUGGAUUUUAUUUAGAAAAAAAAACUAAAUCUCUGCUAGAACCUCAGGUAUUAUUGCGCUGUAGGAAGUAGAGUGUCACUGACAUGAACAUACACAAACACACACACUAACACACUCUAUCAUUACGAUCCCACUGAUUGGGCUUCUAGAUGUUUUUGAAGGCUAUCUCUGUGUCAGCUGAAAUUUAUGUUACAGGUGUGAAUGUUCACUCAAAUAAUUGUAUUUCACCUUUUUGUUAACUAAAAUGUGUAUUUAUGGAUGUUUACUUGUAUGUUUUAAUCUGCUGGCAGCAUCCCAGUGUAGAGACAUUUUUGUUUGUUUAGCUAAUUAUUUUAUCUUCAUGUAACCCUGUGGUCACAUUGAUAAAAGGCCCCAAGUUGUAGGUUGGAUGUGAUUGAGGCCCUCACUGAAGCCUGUCAUCUAGAUAUUUAUUUCUGAUUCUGCUUUGCAUCAGUCAAAUUGAAAUAAAACUAUUUUUCAGCUCAAACUUAA
Sardina pilchardus (European sardine) is the source of this 4999-nucleotide messenger RNA. RefSeq names its product junctophilin 2 (gene jph2). The coding region runs from base 510 to 2861 and encodes 783 amino acids. Gene Ontology annotation, cellular component: plasma membrane; endoplasmic reticulum membrane; junctional membrane complex. The record is from RefSeq and is a predicted model, not a curated record. The transcript is spliced from 6 exons. NCBI's taxonomy places the organism in Eukaryota, Metazoa, Chordata, Actinopteri, Clupeiformes, Clupeidae.